Messenger RNA from Thecamonas trahens ATCC 50062, 2792 nucleotides. RefSeq names its product WD repeat domain 3. The coding region runs from base 1 to 2760 and encodes 919 amino acids. Gene Ontology annotation, cellular component: small-subunit processome; Pwp2p-containing subcomplex of 90S preribosome. Gene Ontology annotation, molecular function: protein binding; snoRNA binding. The transcript is spliced from 2 exons. Gene Ontology annotation, biological process: maturation of SSU-rRNA. Lineage: Eukaryota; Apusomonadida; Apusomonadidae. The record is from RefSeq and is a predicted model, not a curated record.
AUGGAGCGUGAGAUUGCGAUGCAGGCCAAGGCCCAAGCUAAGGCCAUCUCCGACAUGAUUCGGCGGGCCGUCUCGGCAGCCUUGGAACAGAUCCUGGUUUGGGACAUCCGACGUGGUAGCCUCGAAGGUAGCCUCGGAGGUGGCGAGAGCAAUGUGGAAGUUGAAGUCACUUCUUUGAUUCUCUCAUCAGAUGCUUCUGCUGUCUUUGCGGGUUAUGCUGAUGGUUCUCUUAGAGUUUGGGAUUUGGCCUCGGCUUCUGUUCUCCUUACCUUUAAUGGUCACAAGUCGGCGACAACUUGCCUCGCAGAGGGUCAAGGCUCUUCUGGCUCGCUUCUCCUCGCUUCGGGUUCAAAGGAUACUGACAUCAUUGUUUGGGAUGUCGUCGGUGAGGAAGGUCUCUACCGUCUUCGCGGUCACAAGGACAUGAUCACCGCUGUGGCUCUUCUCUCCUCCUCUCCCCGCCUCGUUUCGGCCUCCAAGGACUCGCUCGUCAAGGUCUGGGAUCUCGAGUCUCAGUCUUGCAUCCAGACCCUGGUCGGACAUCGUGCUCAGGUCUGGUCGCUCACCUUUUCUCCCGACGAGUCGCGUAUGAUCUCCGGGGCUGUCGAUGCCUGCCUCCGCGUCUGGGAUGCUGCGCCCAUGGCCGAAGGCGGCGAGCUCGGAUACAUGGGCCGCAUCGAUCGCGCCUCGACCGACCGUGUCCUCGACCUCUCCUACGGCUACGGCGGCAAGCUCGUCCUCGCCGUCACCGCAGAGAAGAUGCUUGAGAUCUUCCGCGUCCGCGACCCGGUCGCUGUCGAGAAGAAGAUUGCCCGCCGGCUCCGCCGCCGCCGCGAAAAGGCGACCAAGGCCGCAAAGGCCAAGGCCGCCCUCGCCGAGGCCGCCACCGUCAUGAUGGUCGAGGGCGCUGAGGCCGAGGCCGCCGCAUCCGCCACUGAGACCGAUCCGGAGCUGCGCAUGCUGGACGGCCGCGACCCGGAGCUGCCCAUGGGCUCGGACGAGAUUGCGUCGCUGCUGACCAUCCGGCUGGCCGCCAAGGUCCGCUCAGCCUCGUUUGCGCCGCCGCCGCCGUCGGCUGCCGGCGCCUCGGGCCUCCCGCCCUCAUUCUCGGUCCUCGUCGCUCUCGCCAACAACUCGCUUGAGGAGUACCGCGUCGACCUGACCUUUAAGGAGCUCUCCGACGCCGCAAAGCUGGUCCCGGGCGUCCAGCCGGGCGUCGCCUCUGCCGCCUACACCCGCACCGGCCACGUCGCCCGCGCCGCGCACGCCACUGAUAUCCGUGCCCUCUCCCUCUCCCGCAACGACGACAUGCUCGCCUCGGGCUCCGCCGAUGCCAUCAAGGUCUGGAACAUGUCCACAUUUGAGGUCAUCCGCGACCUGCCAGCCACCCAGGUCCUCGCCCUCGCCUUUGUCCCGGGCGACCGCCAUCUCCUCGCCGGCACCAAGGACGGCGGCCUCCUCAUCUUUGACCUCCGCACCGCUGCCCUCAUCGACGCCAUCCAGGCUCAUGAAGGCGCCGUCUGGGCCAUCCGCAUCCACCCCUCAGGCAACCGCCUCGUCACCGCCUCGGCAGACGCAGAGCUCAAGUGCUGGGACUUUGAGCUCGCAGGCACCGGCCUCGGCCUCGUCCACACCCGCACCCUCAAGAUGACCGACGACGUUCUCGGCGUCGUCUACUCGGGCGAUGGCAAGACCCUCGCCGUUGCCCUCCUCGACGCUACCGUCAAGCUCUUCUUUGAGGACUCGCUCAAGUUCAUGCUCUCGCUCUACGGCCACAAGCUGCCCGUUCUCUCGCUCGACUUUUCGUCCGACGGCGAGCUCAUCGCCACAGGCUCGGCCGACAAAAACAUCAAGCUCUGGGGCGCGGCCUUUGGCGACUGCCACAAGUCCAUCUUUGCCCACGACGACUCGGUCAUGCAGGUCGCCUUUGUCCGCCGUACCCACUACCUCUUCUCCGUCGGCAAGGACGGCCUCAUCAAGUACUGGGACGCCGACACCUACGACUGCAUCCAGAUCCUCCGCGGCCACCACGCCGAGGUCUGGACCCUCGCCCUCUCGCGCCUCGGCGACGUCCUUGUCACAGGCUCGCACGACAAGUCGCUCCGCGUCUGGCGCCGCACAGAGGAGCAGCUCUUCCUCGAGGAGGAGCGCGAGGCCGAGGCCGAGCUCGAGCUCGCCUCGGACCUCGCCAAGGAUGCCCAUCGUGAGGCAAAGGCCACCGAGGACUCCUCUGCCGCCUACGCCGGAAAGGCCACCCUUGCAUCCGUCAAGGACGGUGAGCGCCUGCUCGAGGCCGUCGACCUCGCCGUCGCAGAGUCGUACAAGUUUGUCAACCCGGAUAAGCCGACCGAGCAGCCGUCGCCGCUCCUCCUUGGCCUCACCCCAUCCGCCUACCUCCUCCGCGCCCUCGCCUCCAUCCCGCACGCCCACCUCGAGGAGGCGCUCAUGGUCAUGCCCUUCUCUGCCGUCAUGCACGUCCUCCACUUUCUUGAGGCCUGGAUCGUCCAGGGCUCCCGCCUCGAGCUCUGCUGCCGCACUCUCAACUUUCUGCUUGUCACCCAUCGCAACCAGAUCGCUGCCAACUCAUCGCUCCUCCUCCUUGUCCGCAAGCUCAAGUCGCUUGUUGACGAGCGCCUCCGCGCUCUCCGCGACACCGUUGGCUUCAACCUCGCCGCCAUCUCGGUUCUCCAGGCAAAGCUCGCAGACGCCAAGACCGUCUCCUUUGCCAAGGUCGACACCGCCGCCAUGGACGACAACUAGCCGGGCCCACAUCAAACGCAGAUCAACUGGCG